This is a messenger RNA of Didymella exigua CBS 183.55, 3129 nucleotides long. Its product is annotated as carbohydrate-binding module family 18. The transcript is spliced from 4 exons. The record is from RefSeq and is a predicted model, not a curated record. Gene Ontology annotation, molecular function: chitin binding. Bases 1 to 3129 code for a protein of 1042 amino acids. NCBI's taxonomy places the organism in Eukaryota, Fungi, Ascomycota, Dothideomycetes, Pleosporales, Didymellaceae.
AUGAGGACCUCAAUUAUUGCCUUUGGCGCUCUCGCCGGGCUAGCCUCAGCCAACAUCACCUUCAACUGGGUCAACCCUGUCUGCGAUGUCAACACUCCCAACCGCUGCUUGACUGGACAGCACUGUGGCGACGGGAACAAUUGCGUUGCCGACAUCAAGAGCGAUCACUCCAAGAUCUCUUCUUCUCACCGCCGUACUGUCCCCGAGAAGAGGCAGGCCAAGUACUCUCAGGACGGCCAGUGCGGUCCUGCCCACGGAAACCUGCUUUGCGACCCCAACAGCACAGUCUACAGCGGUUCAUGCUGCUCGCAGUACGGAUGGUGUGGUAACACCCCCGCUCAUUGCGGAACUGGCUGCUUGUCUGGCUGUGACAACACUCCCGCUACGCCGGUUGCCACCAAGGCUGCUGCUGUCCCUGCUAGGGACGACGGUCGCUGCGGAAAGGACUUCGGCGGCGCCACUUGCGAUGCCAACGGCGCUUAUGGCGGCUGCUGCAGCUCUUACGGAUACUGUGGUUCCACUGACGGUCACUGCCUCGUCGCUGAUGGUUGUCAGAGCGGCUGCAAGGAUGCUACCGCCACCACUACCGCUGUUGUCACCCCUGCUGUCUCUCGUCCUCCUUCCACUACUAGCUCCGGCGAGCCCGUCUUGGGCAAGCCAUCGAGCGUAGACGUUGCUCCUGCCACACCCACUGGCAUCCAGACCACCGAUGGAAGCUGCGGUGCCACUUUCAGUGAUACCAUCUGCGGAACCUGGGCUCAGGGAUCUUGCUGCUCUAUGUACGGAUACUGUGGUAACACCACUGCUCACUGCGGUGAGGGUUGCCAGUCUGGUCCUUGUGUCAACACGCCUGCUGUUGCUGCGCCCAAGGCUAGCCCUGCUCCCGCCGCCGCUGUUCCUGGUACCAUUCAGAUCACGGGUCGUUCCGGUGUACCUGCCAUGCACGCUGGUCUCAUGCCUAACGGUAAGGUCGUUUUCCUCGACAAGGUCGAGAACUACACUGAGCUCAAGCUUGCCAACGGCCAGUACGCUUACUCCUCGGAGUAUGACCCCAACACUCAGAAGCUCACUCCUCUGGCUUACAAGACCAAUGCCUUCUGCUCUGGUGGUAUCUUCCUUGCUGACGGACGCUUUAUCUCCGUUGGUGGUAACGCUCCUCUUGAAUUCAUAGACCCCACUGUUGGUGAUGGUUUCAAGAGUAUCCGCUUCCUCCAGCGCUCUGCUGAUGAUGCUUCCCUUGACGGUCAGGCUUGGAGCGAGCCAGGCACACAGCUUAGCACUGCCCGUUGGUACGCCUCUGUUCAGAUCAUGCCCAACAACGAGAUCUUCGUGGCUUCCGGCUCCUUGAACGGUCUUGACCCCACCAAGCCCGAGAACAACAACCCUACCUACGAGAUCCUCAACGCCGACGGUACUGCUCAGGGCAAAUCCACCAACAUGGAGAUUCUCAACAAGAACCAGCCUUACUACAUGUACCCUUUCCUCCACUUGAUGAAGGAUGGCAACCUGUUCGUCCAGGUCGCCAAGUCCGCUGAGAUCUUCAACGUAGCUACCGGCAACGUUGUCCGUACUCUUCCUGACCUCCCCGGUACCUACCGUUCCUACCCAAACACCGGUGGAUCCGUCAUGAUGCCCCUUACCAGCGCCAAUCAGUGGAACCCUGAUAUCAUCAUCUGCGGUGGUGGACCUUACCAGGACAUCACUGCCCCUGGUGACCCAUCGUGCGGUCGCAUGAAGCCUCUCGAUGCCAACCCUACCUGGGAGAUGGACUCCAUGCCCGAAGGCCGCGGCAUGGUUGAGGGAACUAUCCUUGCUGAUGGUACCAUCGCCUGGGUCAACGGUGCUCAGGAGGGUGCUCAAGGUUUCGGUGUUGCCCAGGACCCUGCUCUCGAGGUGCUCCUGUACGACCCCAACCAGGCCAAGGGUAAGCGCUUCACCACUGGUCCUAAGUCGACCAUUGCCCGCCUAUACCACAGUGUUGCCCUUCUCCUUCUCGACGGUACUCUCCUCAUCUCUGGAUCCAACCCCGUCGAGCAGCCCAUCCUCCAGCCUACUGCUAAGGAUCCCUACGUCACUGAGUUCCGCAACGAGAUCUACACUCCCCCCUACCUCGUCGGCAACCCUACCCGUCCUUCUGCUGUACAGAUCUCCACCAAGGCUCUUAAGGCUGAUGGAUCUACGUUCACCAUCAAGUUCAACGCCCCUGCCAACGGCAAGGCUGUCAAGGUCCACCUCUACUACGGUGGCUUCGUCACCCAUUCCCUCCACAUGGGUCACCGCUCCUUGUUCCUUGACAACACUGGCUUCCAGGCCGGUGCUACCGCUCAGACCGUCACCGUCACCAUGCCUCCGAACAGGGCCAUUGCGCCUGCCGGUCCUUACGUCAUCUACGUUCUUGUUGACGGUAUCCCUGCUAUGGGUCAAUUCGUCAACGUCUCUGUUAUCUUCCUGGAGGAGCUCGGUAUACCCUACAAGACCACAUCGAUCGACCUCGGCGCCGAAGACCAAAAGAGGCCCGAUUUUCUCAAGAUCAACCCUAACGGACGCAUACCAGCCAUUGUUGACCACAGCCGCAACUCUUUCCCUGUCUUUGAGUCAGGUGCAAUCUUUCUGUACCUGGCGGAGCAUUACGACAAGGACUUCAAGUUCUCUUUCCAGGACACGGAUGAGAAGAGCGAGAUGCUGCAAUGGCUCUUCUUCCAGAACGCUGGUGUGGGCCCGAUCCAAGGCCAAGCGAACCACUUUUUCCGUUAUGCGCCCGAGAAGAUCCAGUACGGCAUCGAUAGAUACCAGAAUGAGACCAAAAGACUGUACUCUGUACUAGAAGAGAGGCUCGAGAACAAGCAUUACUUGGUCGGUAAGGGGAAGGGGAAGUACAGUGUUGCUGAUAUCAGCACGUUCGCGUGGGUGCGCUGGGGACCAUGGGCUGGCAUCAAUUUGGACGAUUUCCCGAACCUCGAGAAGUGGGCAGAGAAGAUCGAGGAGCGCGAAGCGGUUAAGAAGGGACUGUUGGUGCCGAAUGGUGAUGAUCAGAUUGUGAGGCUCAGAAAGGAUCCGAAUGUGGAGGACCCGUUCAAGGGAUGGGUAAUGAAGGGGCAGAAUGAGAUCAAGGAGAAGCAUGGUCAGUAG